This is a messenger RNA of Acanthoscelides obtectus, 4161 nucleotides long. NCBI's taxonomy places the organism in Eukaryota, Metazoa, Arthropoda, Insecta, Coleoptera, Chrysomelidae. The record is from the annotation of a GenBank genome assembly.
CGCGUUUAUGGUAAUGAUCUACGUAACUGCCUGUAUACACUACACUAUUUUAUAUUCGGCAAUGCCUCAUAAAUAAUCAGCCCCCAAUCGUUUGGAUAUCCGUAUUUGGGUUGCAGCUUCACACAGGCCGAGUAUCGGAUAGCUAGUUAAAAACUGUGCGAUCUGACAACACCGGUAAGUACAUGAUAUUUAGAGUAUUGGAGGGAGAAAUAAUUUUGCAAUGUUUUUUUGAACAAGAAACGUUCUGGAGAGAGAAAGACAGUUCGUUCAUUGCUGUUUUCCGGUUAUAUCCACCAGUCAAUAAAAGAUAAUAUAAUUUCAACUAUAACAAAAGAAAAUGCCAAAGUCUCAUUUAUUACUUCUUGGUGGUACUGGCUUCAUAGGAAGGAAUAUUGUGUACUAUUGGCUGAAGGAGCACAAAGCCGAGUCGAUAGUUGUGGUGGACAAGGUCCCUCCUGAAUUGGCCUGGAUGAAUCAAGACCAUAGAGAUGCUUUUAAUGAUCCUAGAGUUCAAUUCAGAAGUGCUAAUCUCAUUAUUCCUGAAGCCUGCAGGGAAGUAUUUGACAGAUCAGACGGUAUCAAAUUCGAUCUUGUGAUAAAUUGUGCUGGAGAGACGAGAUCAGGCCAAUCGGAGGCUGUAUAUCAAGAUGGUAUAUUGAAGCUAAGUCUAUACUGUGCUAGGGAGGCAGUCAAGCGUAAAAUAAGAUUUAUCGAGUUAUCAUCUGGAAACAUGAACUCUUUGAAUAGAAUGCACAGAGAGUCUGACCCAGUAGCUCCUUGGACUAGUGUGGCUAAAUGGAAGAGAAGGGUGGAAGAAGAACUGUUCAGAAUCCCUUGCUUUGAGUUCACCAUUAUUCGUCUCCCCAUUGUGUACGGAAGAGGAGACAGAACUGGCCUUAUGCCCAGAAUAUUAGAAGCGGCAAUUUGCAAGAGGAUGGGAAAGCCAAUAAAACAGCUUUGGAAUUCCGACAAGAGGAUAAGCACUGUGCACGUCCAUGACGUAACCAGGGCAAUCUUUCAUGUCCGCGCAAGGGUGGAUACCAAACGAGCGAUUUUCAACGUGGUGGACUUCGCAGACUCGUCGCAGGGCAGCAUAUGGAACGUAAUAUGUUCUAUGUUUGAAAUAAGAGUAGACUUUACCGGCAAUCUCAUGUCCAGGUUGAAAGACCUGACGAAGGUCGCCAACGAGGCUAACGUCAAGUAUAUGACCGCAUGGGCGGAGGCCUUGAGAGAGGAGAAUAUAGUCAAUACUCCCCUGUGUCCGUACACUGACCUAGAACAGCUCGUUAACAAGCAUUUGAGUCUCGUAUUGCCUGUUAUAUUAUCCCGAGUGACCACCCUGUAAGGCUUUACACGCUCCAGCUCGCUAGCAGAUGAACAUACUGUGUCGCUAGCUUACGAACAGAUAUCCUAAACCACAUCCGGUGAUGAGCAAGAGCAUAUUGAUCAUAAAAGCUAGUUGGGAUGUGACGUAAAUGCAUUCCCGCCGUGAGGGCAAUCUCCCUUGGGGGAUCUCUCUUGCCAUUCUUCCCUGUGCGGAAACCAGCUGUGCUCUAUAGUGCCAACUAAAGUUGGAUGGAAACAAACUACGGUCACUCGGACCCUACUACAUGGGAAUGUGUGUUACAUAUCCAAGAGCAAUGAAGCUGAAGGAGAUUGUAGAUGAUUACGUUGAAAUGGGAUUAUUUCCGCGUGCACUAGCUCCGAUACAACCAGUUGAUGAUGUUGUAGCACGUCGUAUAGAAUAAUACACAUUUCAGGAACGAUGGUUUUGUGAUAUAAGAAUACUUUAGGUGGAUUUAACAUAUCUCCAAUAAGCUCUCCAGGGAUUGGCGAAAAUGUCUCCAGAACAGGUUUGGAGCAUAACAAAAGCUUCUUAAAUGAACUAAUUUAAAAAUUCUGAAUUUUGGCCAGUACUCAAUGUCCUUAGAUUGUAUCUAUAGUGUGCUAGCGCAAAUGUUGGCGCUACAGUUCUCAUUCCUCUAAAGUGGUGAAAAUACGUUAUGGUGGUAUAUUCAAACGUGUUUUGGGGGCAUUUGCGUCAAGUUCGGGAGCGCUGACUAGGGUUAUGUUAUAAUUUCGAAAGUACUGUAACAUAUAACAAAACUAGUUUUUUUGGAAUGGUCGGGACUUUUGUAAUUCUAAAGAACGUCUCUCUAAUAAGUUGAAUGCCCAGUCUAAAUUAACCACGCACUGAAACAAAGAGACAUAGUGAAAGUUCAAUAUAGUGCCUUAUAUUUUUGGCUAUCAUAUUAAAGUAUCUCUGGAAAGCAUGUAUGUACAGGUGAAGCUACAGCUUAACAUAUUCAGGGUGACUACAAAAUAAAAGGCGAUAAUUAUACAGUAGAAAUACAUCGAUAAGAAUAUGGAGUUCACAUGAACACAGGUUCUAAAACGUCCCAUUACCGAGAUACAAUGUGUUAUAACUCCACUGAUGAGACUGAUUAAUGGCUUUCAAACCAGGAAGGUUUCAAAUUUUUCGUUAGAAUAUAGGAUGGAAUAUAGGAGAUUUUAUGUUAUUUUUACCGCUUUUUUAAUCAUCCUCUAUAGACAGCAAUGUACUCACGUCAUUGGAUUCUCUCCUUGUGUUGGUCGUAUGUUAAUUAUCAAAAUGUUUGACCAAUUAGGUAGUUCAGAUUGUAAGCAUCAAUUCGUUAUUAUGUAAAAUAUUGCAUCGACAUGUUGGUACAAAAAACUUGAAUUAAAAAACGAUUUUGAAACCGAAUUUUUUGUUGUGUGAAAAUAUUUUGCGCAAAAAAUAAAUAAGAUGAGAACAAAUGAUGUUAUUGUAAGUAAUUUCUUAAAUUUUAUAACUCUGUUCUCUCAACUUCUACGGUACUUUUAGUUAAUUUUAAUUUUGAAAAUAUUUGAAUACGAGCAAAAUCGGUCCAAAACAGACACCUAAAUUUUUUUUUUAUUGAGAUAUCGUGAUUUUUCAAUUUACUGAAUAAGUGUUACAAAUUUAUCCAAUCCAAUCCAAUUUAUGCUGCGUUGACAACGAGUUCCUAUACGCUAUUCGAUGACAUUUACGAUGCUUCACAAUAAACAUAGCUAUGAAUGAACUAUGAAUUUCUGCGCUUCAAUUGGCUCAUUAUUGGCUACCCAAUAAACUGGCCAAUAGUAGCGCUAAAAUUUGACGAUUGAGUGUCGGUGUUUGUUUUGAUGCAGCGCAAAUGACGUGUGUGUAUUUAGGUUAGUUAUUUAAAAUACAAUAUUAUUUACUAUUCUUUUUGAAUUAGCAAUGUCGUAUUAUUUACACUUAUAUUAGGAGCGUCUCUCGCUAAUUUUUUUAGAACAUAUUUCGACCCAAUGGUGUUUGUAAGCUUGUACCUCAACUUUAUGGAUUAGUUCAAUUUCAACCAUAGCAUUAAUUUUGAUGAGAACCUUUUGUUCAACGCGCUUCGAGUGUUUCGAGUCAGAAUUAAGUGCUAGUAAUUUGUGGUAAAAGUAAGCGAGGGUUUGUAAUAUGUGUUACUUAUUUCCUGACCGUGACUAGCUGAGCAUUCAGCAACCCAGUAUACCCACACUUGUAAGUUAUGACUGUCAAAACAUUGUCACUGAAUCCGGUGUCAGUUGCAUUUUCCUUACAUUUUUUCUGGUUGGUGUUAUUGACCUCCGUAUAGGAGUGCAAUACUACUUGCUUCACUUCAAGCUGUUUCAACUGCUCUUCCACGUCAGUAAUAUCUAUCAUAAAUCCGAACUAUGUGCCACUUUCUAAUCGGCUGUCAAAUUUUAUAUUUUUCGAUGAAUGUAUAUAUGAAGUUUAUAAUAUUAUGUGAUGUCAUUUGAAAUAAUUUUAAUUUUGUCUCAUUCUUCGAAUAUAACUACUAGGUAUAUACUAUUUUAGAUUUUAUGUAAGAUACUUAAAACCCUAUAAAUACGAUUUUCAAGAUUUAAUAUUUUGCGCAGUUUACUCAAAAAAUGUGAAGUCUUAUUUUUGUAUUGAUGAGAUUAUAUUGUUAUACAUGUAUAGAAACAAAACAACCUUAGUAGUAGCAAUUUUUAGAUGAAUAUUUUGUUCAAUUUAUAUGUAAAAUGUGGAAUAUUUAAAAGUGGUAUUUGUGUUGUUAAUAUACAUAUUGUUAUACAUGUAUAAAAUAAAAAUUACACUGCCAAUACCGUUAUCAUUAUAAUGAAGAUUGCCAAUAAAGUCGAAUCCAC